AUGGCCUAUAACCACCAGUCAGAAAUAGCUUCUUCCUCGACCGAGUCGCCAUGGCAUGCCAAAUACCCCGCGCCCCGCACCGUCGCAGCGUCCAUCUCGCGCCAGGAACUCCUACAAUGGUUCCAGGAGGGGAAGGAGGCCGGGAAGGAUUUCGUGCUGGUGGACCUGCGACGCACGGAUUUCGAUGGGGGCACUAUCCGCGGAUCUUUGAAUCUCCCCGCCCAGAGCCUCUACCCAACCCUUCCAACUUUUUAUUCUCUUCUGCAGAAUAGCAGAGUCAAGCAUGUUGUGUGGUAUUGCGGGUCAUCUCGAGGUCGCGGGACGCGUGCAGCAGGCUGGUUUGCGGAUCUGAUCGAGGACAACCGAGAUACAGCCCUGACAAGUGUGGUUCUGGAAGGAGGGAUUAAAGGGUGGGCUGGUGCUGGUAUGGAGUAUACAAGUUUCAUGGACGAGUAUGAUGCGUCGGCGUGGACCACAUAA
Molecule: messenger RNA, 480 nt
Organism: Penicillium alfredii
Lineage: Eukaryota; Fungi; Ascomycota; Eurotiomycetes; Eurotiales; Aspergillaceae
Exons: 3
Coding region: 1-480 (159 amino acids)
Cellular component (GO): cytoplasm; nucleus
Molecular function (GO): protein tyrosine phosphatase activity
Source: RefSeq, a predicted model, not a curated record